Molecule: messenger RNA, 2892 nt
Organism: Besnoitia besnoiti
Lineage: Eukaryota; Apicomplexa; Conoidasida; Eucoccidiorida; Sarcocystidae
Exons: 5
Coding region: 1-2892 (963 amino acids)
Biological process (GO): tRNA methylation; tRNA wobble uridine modification
Cellular component (GO): cytoplasm
Molecular function (GO): protein binding; GTP binding
Source: RefSeq, a predicted model, not a curated record
AUGGAGCCAGCCAAUGAGGGAAUAGACGAGAUGGAAUGGCGCAGGACGGGGCCUCCCGCAGAGGAUUCGACAGGAGCCGAUAUAGCUCGCGGCUCACCGGCAGGGGAGGACGGACACCGCGGAUGGGACGACGGGAACGCGCAACAGGAAGUAAAUUUUGGAGACACUUUUGUCCUUCCCCCUUUACCACCAGAGCGAGUGGCGACCUUCUACAAGGCCUGGGAUUGCUUUAGUGGCAGCGAGCCUGUGCCCCUGGACGAUGUCGUCCUUCUCCGGUUUGACGCCCCAAGGUCCGCAACAGGAGAAGACAUAGUCGAGAUCCAUUCGCAUGGAAGCCGCGCAGGCAUUGCUGCUGUGCUGCGCUUUUUUGAGGGGCUGGCGCGUGCUUUUAGCGCCCUCCGCGACCCUAGCACGGCCGCGGCCAAACGCCGAGAAGCCGUGUGGGAGCGAGCGCCUGGACCCCCAGGUGCAGUGGAGGACAGAAGCAAAAGCCAACCGCGCGAGGGAGACAGACGCCACGGGUACCUCGCUCUCUGUUCGUCGUUUCGGCCUCGCAUCGCACCGGCGGCUGCCAAGCCGGCCCUUCCUUUACAGCAGCAUUCGGCGCCGCCCUGCGAGGUAUCGUAUGCAGCGCCGCUUGCCGGCGAAUUCGAGAACGGCGCAUCUCGUGCAGGCGUCGCGACGGAGUGCUGGCGACGUGCGCUGCUACUGCAAGCGCUUCGCAAGGCAUCACCGUCACCUGCGGCUGCGAAAACCCGCCUGAAGACGCACGCAGAUGCUGCGCGCGGUGGCGACAGCCAAAUGGCUUCACGCAAGAUGAACGACGAGAGGGACUCAUUGUGCGUCAGUGACUGCGGACAAUUACGAGCUGCAGAGGCGGGCGAAUUCACGUUCCGCGCGUACGUUAACGGCAAAAUCGAAAACAUUCAACAGAUGGAGGCGCUCGCGGAUCUUCUCAACGCUGACACCGUGAGUCAGCAUCGCCUUGCCCUCCGGCGCCUGCGACGCCAACCUCGGGAAGUGCGCGAAGUUCUGGACAGAUGGAAGGCGCGUUUACAGGAGGCCCUGGCCUUCUCCGAGGCGUCCCUGGAGAUCGGUGACGAUGCACAAGAGGCCGAUGGGGAGCUCGCGCGAGGCUGGGGAGCUGCACGCGCCGACGCACUCGUUCGCGACCUCUUGCUUGAAGUGCGCUCGCACCUCGAGCUGGGAGAGAGGGAGGAGCUGUGCCGCACAGGCGUGAAGGUUGUUUUCUGUGGCCCUCCAAAUGCAGGCAAAAGUACGUUUUUCAAUGGCCUGAUCGGCCGCGACACUGCCAUAGUUUCCCCUAUCGCCGGCACCACUCGAGAUGUGCUAACGAGCGCUGUCCAGCUUCUGGGUUCCAAAGUUGUCUUCACGGACACCGCGGGUCUCAGGCCCCUGGCGCGGGACAGUGUGACCCGGCCACCGGGUGCAGUGGCUCCGCACGCAGCUCAUGCUGCGGCAGAGGCGGGCGACGAGAGCAGCGGAGGCGUUCGAUUGGAGCGACCCUCCGACCCCCUCUCGCCACAUGAGCAGCGCGGCGGAGACCCAGACAGGGCCGAGCGCACACGGCUGGAAGAUUCCUCGGCACACGCGUUUCGACGCGAGCGGGAGGCGGAGGCGCUGGAAAGGAUGCAAGCGAGCAGAGGGGGCACAGAAGGCACUGCACGGCAGGACCGCUCAAGGGUUCUGCUACACACGUCUGCCCCCCCUGCGGAACGUGGGGAGUCGGGUGCUGCUGAUCCUCUAGAGCGGGAAGGCAUCGCGCGUGCCGUUCGUACAGCGGGGGACGCGGAUAUUUUGGUCAUCCUUCUUGAGGCUCGCGCCACACGUGAGGAGACGCUUACGGGCGCCCAGAAGUUCUUGCGUGCGUUCAAAGCUUCAUUUGAGUCCUCGUCUCUUGAGCGCGACGAGGUGGUAGGAACGAAGGAGCGUCGCAUUUUCGUUGUUCUCAAUAAGGCCGAUCUGUGGGUGCCCGCCAUGGACUACAGCAAGGAGUCGCAUGAGCUUCCCCCGUCCGCGACCAGCUCUCAGCCACGCUGUGUCGUGCUCGGGGCGACACACGUGCGGAGCGCCUCGAGCGUGAGGGGCACUGGCACAGACACAGGCACUGCGGCGCGCUUCUCUGACAAGUGUCUCCCUCCGGCGACGGGCUGUUCCACAGCUCGCGUCCCUGCUGUCCCUCCGGACACAACUUCGCCAUCUUCGCCUGACACCGAAUCCAGGCUUUCGACAUCUUCUGCCAAGCCCGAACCUUCGGUGGAUGCUUUCGCAGACUUGCUUGUGGACCUCGAAGACGUUGUGAAAUCCGAGCUCGCGCCUUUGCUCUCCGCCGAGCUGGUGCCGGUGUCGAGUGUCUCGGGAGGGGCGAAUAGCGGCUCCAGUUGUGACCGAAGAUCCCCGAAUGCGGAGUACCACAUGGACACGGCGGAGAAGACGGCGUCUCGCCCGUUCGUGUUGCCGGCGUCGGGAAAGCUGAAGUGGAAUGUUUCAGCUUUGCAGGCGCUUCUGUCCCGUGCUGCGGCGGACCUUAUAUCUCCCAAGUCAAUCAUUUCCUCAAAGAAAACACGUUGGGACAAGGUCGGAGGGGAAGCAGGAGCUGCGCGAGGCGGCAACGCCUCAGACGGAGGCGAUGAGGACGGCUGUGAGGAGAACGUCGCGCUUUUGAGUGGAAGGAGGCUGCUGGAGGCUCUGCGGGGGCUUGCAAAGUGUUUGAGCAGCUUCUUGACACGCGAGUCUGAGGAAGAGCGGAAUGAAGACCUUCGGCGCGCGCUGCGGCUGCUGCGGCAGCGUCUGCUAGGCGAGACGCGGCCCGGCGAGCACACCGAAGCAGUCCUGGACGUGCUUUUCAGUUCUUUCUGUGUCGGCAAAUAG